CUGGUCUGCUGCACUGCUGCGUUCCCUGCAUGCGCAUGGGGGCUGCUCCCGAUACGGGCGUCACCCCGCUGUGCUGUCUGUCUGUCUGUCUGUCUCACUCUCUGACUGUCUUGCGUCUUGCUCUCUUACACAUACAUUUACACUUACACUUACACUUAGCCUUGGUCUGCGCGCGUGUAUGCCGUGACUCUGACAGUAGCUUUACUUUCCCUCCCUGCUACUGUUCCGCUUGGCACUUUUUCAUUUCUAUCAAGUUCGAUCGAGUAUCUAUCUAAUCUCGCAAUGGACACCGUCCAAGUCGCCCGCACGGCACGCUUCGUCCACGAAGAAGCCGCCCGAGUACACCAGGGCCUGGGCGGCUGGUCGCAGUUCAGCGAUCAGCGGGCGAGGUUCGAGAAUCCAAAGCCGUAUACAACCCUCGAAAGUAUUCUUCGGGCGUAUGUCCCCUCCACCCUCAACAUCGAUACCACAAAUUACACCUGGGAUGCCCUGUUCGAUCGACUCAGCGCGGCGGAGACGGAGUGGCAGGCCACCGGGCAGAGCGCGACGCAGUUAUUCGCCAAGGCCUGGUUGAAGGUCGGCGAGAAUCGCGAGGUUAUUGAUCCGUGGAUUAGUUUGAUUCCGGAUAGCUAUGGGUUGGCGGUGGUCAAGAGCGGGGUGGCGAUUAUAUUGAAGUUGGCGGCCAAGUCGGCGGAGAAGAGACAGCGGAUCUUCAAGACCUUCGAGAGCAUCCGGACGACGAUCAUGGAGGCGAGCUAUAAGAAGCGGACCUUCCAGACGGAUCCCGAGGUGAGCCAGGCCGCGAAGGAGCUGUAUUUCGCGGUGGUUGAUGCGGUGGAGGGACUGUUGUGCUCGUUGCCAGUGAAACGGCACGGGAUGAGGGAGGUCGAUGGCAACGCGACAGAACAGAAGCAGAAAGAUACGAAAGGCUUUCUAGCCAAGCUGAGGGUCGUGCGACGUCCGGGUACGGAUCAGACGGAGGAUCCGGAGAAGAUCAUGCAGCAGGUGCAGAACAGCGCCCGCAAGUUCCAGCUGACGGUCGAUCGGUGUCGGGAUGAGAAGAUCGAGACCAUCGACAAGGUGUCCCGCGACACCCGUGUCCAGGUCAGUGUCCUCCGGCAGGGCCAGAAGCAGACGGAGAUCAAUACGCGGGAAAUCAUCACCGAUGUCCACCAGGUCAGAGACGGGAUGGAGGGGGUCAUCAGCGGGGUGGGAGCCGUCCAGGGCACGGUCACCCGCACGGAAAGUGUCGUGCAGGGGGUGUAUAUCGGGGUCGAAGAGGUCAAGGCGGAGCUGCACGAGCAGGGCAGACGGGACUGCGAGAUCAUGCAGCUGAUCCAGAGGGAGGAGGAGAAGCGGAGGCAGUUUGCUGAGACCCAGCUGGCGCUGAUGGACGACAGUCUCGAGGCCAAGAACCAGAUGCUGGAGUUUCUGAUGGAGGAUCGCAAGAAGAAAGAAACUCUCAUCGAGCGCCUCCAGCAACGACUUCGCGACGCCGAGCUCGCAAACCCUCCAUCCAACCGCAGCUCCGCGGCCGUUGUCUCCCUCAGCCACUUGUUCGCCAUCCUCGCGCAGCCCAUCUCCCCCUCCAACCCUAACCCCAACCCCAAUCCCAACCCCAACUACGAGUCCGCCCUGCAACACCCCAACAACGACCUCGAAAUCGUCCUCAGCAAGAGAGGCUCCUUCGACGUGCGCGCCCAAGGCCAAGCACAAUCCGUGCUGCAGAACGGUCGAUUCAUGGAAUGGAUGAACCGCGAGCACCCCGACCUCCUCGUCGUGGACGCCAACCUGCGCGCCUGCGCGCUCGACAGCAUCACCGCCAUCUCGCUCUUCAGCGCGACCUUCAUCCUCAGCAUGGCCCGCGUCCAGCCCCAAGAGGUCGUCACGCAUUUCUUCUGCGGCUUGCACACCGGCAGCGCGCGAAAGGAUCCCUGGACGGGUCCCAACGGACUCGUCCGCUCGGUGAUCGUCCAGCUCCUGAUGGCCCUGCACCAGCGCGACACCCUCAGCAUCAACUUCAUCGACUCGCGGAGCUACCUCAAACGGAUCGAGGACCAGGACCUCUUCACCCUCUGCGACAUGCUCCAUCGUCUCGUCUGCCAGUUCCCCCCCGAUACAACGGUAUACUGCAUCAUCGACGGGGUCUCAUCCUUCGACAAAGAUCUCCAUGGCAGUUUCCGCCAGAUGGCGAUUGUUGUCGACUGGCUGCAGUAUAUUGUUGAGGACGAUGCGCUCAGAUCUAGGUUCAAGGUGCUGAUGACGAUCCCGGAGCAGAGUACGAGGCGCUUUCGGCAGGGGGUCGAUACAGACCAGCGUAUCAUUCUCAGCUCGAGUCUCUUGUCGCCGCAGAUAAUUUCUUCGAGGUCGGUCGAGGCGGGCAUUUCGAGGCCGUCGACUCCGGAGGUGUCCCACGCGGGGUCCCCGUCCCUGUCGCCGUCACUGGAGUCUUCGGGGUCUAUGGGCGGGGGGGUGGAGAGGGACAGAGAGUGGGAGGAUGAGGGGUAUGAUGAGGGGUAUAAUGAGUGGUAGCGAUAUGGUGUGGAGCGUAAUGUUGAAUGUGUGCUACAUAUCUUUAUAAUUAGCGCUGGUUGAUAGGAUUUUAUCAGGUUCUUUAUCUAUCAGAUAUCCGGUGAGGAGAAGAUUAAGCUCGCCAAAUCUCGCUAGAGUACCUUUUUGGGCCGGAAGACCCUGUCGGUAUCUAAGAUGACACGGUGAAGGAGUCCUCAAGCCUACUUAGAUGUCAUGGU
Messenger RNA from Aspergillus heteromorphus CBS 117.55, 2750 nucleotides. RefSeq lists its product as uncharacterized. Lineage: Eukaryota; Fungi; Ascomycota; Eurotiomycetes; Eurotiales; Aspergillaceae. The record is from RefSeq and is a predicted model, not a curated record. The coding region runs from base 283 to 2532 and encodes 749 amino acids. The transcript is spliced from 4 exons.